AUGAAGCCCUUCACACGCUUCUCCAUCGCCACCGCUGUCCUCCUCACGGCCGUCUCUGCACAGGUACAAUACAGCAUCGACCCAAACUCCGUGGACAACAGUACGAGACGUGAGAACAACCACAAGAUCCACACUCACCACAAUCAUACUAACCAUCCUCAUAACAGAAUACUGGUGUCAAGAACAACAGGCCGAAUGCCCCCUGAUCUGCCUCCAAUCCGCUGCCAACUCCGCCUCGACCUCUUCCAACGACUGCGACCCUUCCUCCCUCACCUACGCCUGCGUCUGCAGCAAUGGCCUCUCCCCCAACGUCUCCGAAUACUCCCAAACCCUGCCCUACUACAUCUGCCAAGAAUGGGGAAACCAAUGCGUCUCCAACUGCGGCAUCGGCAACAACGACUGCUCGGAGCAGUGUAGGAGUCAACACCCGUGCGGUGCUCUGAAUCCUACCAGACAAAACACGAGCACCUUGACGAGUACCAUGGCGAAGACGAGUACUGGAGGGGCCGGGAACAAUGCCGCCGUGACGACGGAUAGCAAUGGCCAGACAAUCUAUUCGGGAUUAGGAGGAGGCAGUGCGUCGGGGAGCGGGAGCAAUUCUGGCGCUAGCACGCGGUUCAGGGGUUGGGCUUUGGAUGCUGCUCAGACAUUUGGCAUGGUCGGACUCGUGGGUGCUUUCAUCGGUGGCUUCGCUGUUUUGCUCUAG
Molecule: messenger RNA, 706 nt
Organism: Lecanosticta acicola
Lineage: Eukaryota; Fungi; Ascomycota; Dothideomycetes; Mycosphaerellales; Mycosphaerellaceae
Source: the annotation of a GenBank genome assembly